UUUUGGGGAAGAAAAAGCUUUUUGUCUUCUUUAAGGAGCAAGGCACUCGAAGGCGAUGGCGGUGCAAGCGGCGGCGGUUCACCCGCACCACCAUUUCAUCCCGUUUUGCUUUCCGGGCGCCGCGGGGCUGGGAGAUUUCGUCGACCUGGAAAAGAGCUACGAGGACGGGGGGACCCUCUUGCUAGGAGGCGGAGGAGCGGGAGUAGCAGGAGGGGGAGACCCCGGGGAUUUCAAAGAAGCCACCCGAGACCUAUUGAGCUUCAUCGACUCGGCUUGCAGCAACAUCAAACUAGCCUUGGACAAGCCGGUGAAAUCCAAGCGCAAAGUCAACCACCGGAAAUAUUUGCAGAAGCAGAUCAAGCGCUGCACCGGCAUGAUCGGGGGCGCCCAGACGGCUGCUGCAACGCCCGGGAGCCAGGAGGCGUCUAAUAAUAAUAACAACAGUAAUAGUAGUAAUAAUAUGAGCUCCCAGCAGCAGCCACAUCCUGCUAACAAGAGGACUACGGCUGGGACAGCGCAUGGCGCAGCGUCGGCGUCCGCCUCGCCCCCCGGCGGCGUCGCGGCGCACUGCAAAGCGCCCCAGAAGCGCGAAGCCAGCGCGCUGCAGAGCAAAAGCCUGGCGGCGCUCUUCGGCUCCGUGCGCCCGUCGGGCUUCGAUCGCGCCGCCGGGGCCGCUGCGGGCGGCGGCGGGCCGUCGGGAGAGAAGGAAGGCGGCCCGGGUCCCUCUGCCUCCAUCGGCGGGAAGAAAGUGCCUCUCCGGAACCGCAACCUGCCCCUUUCCUUCUUCACCGAGCCGGCCGCGGCGAGCUCCGUCCCGAAAGACGCGGCGGGCCCCGUCCCGUCGGAGGAGCUCUUCGACCUGCUGGCCGUCCCCGACUACGGCGCCCUGCUCCCUCCCGCCGAGCCGGAGCAGCCGGUCUUCCCCAGCAGCCGCCUGCAGCCGCCGGAUCUGGGCUUGGAGGCACCUCUCUACGAGCCUCUGCACCCGCUGCCCCACUUGCUCUUCUCCGACGCCCCCCUGCGGCCCCUCACCGCCCUCUACGCCGCCCCUUCGGACCCGGCAGCGGCGCCCGAGAGUGGCGGCGCUGCGGCGGGAGCGCACGUCCCGGCCGCGGCCUUUGCUCCCUUCUUCCCCGAGUGCGCGCUCCCGCCUGCGCCGCCGGCCAUGCCCUACGAUUACGCCCCGGGGUAUAGUAGGGGGGUGCCUGCUUAUUCCAGCCUUUAGAGGAGGGAGGUUGAGCUUUGAAAGAGAAGCGGG
Molecule: messenger RNA, 1258 nt
Organism: Lacerta agilis (Sand lizard)
Lineage: Eukaryota; Metazoa; Chordata; Lepidosauria; Squamata; Lacertidae
Gene: FAM181B
Product: family with sequence similarity 181 member B
Exons: 1
Coding region: 56-1225 (389 amino acids)
Source: RefSeq, a predicted model, not a curated record